GGUGUCUCUCUUUGGGAAGUCGAGUUUUAAAAAGCUCGGGCAGACCAUGCUAUGACGACUUCACUGAUCUUGCAUCCACGCUGGGCGGAUACCUUCAUGUACGUGUAUGAGGAGAACCCGAAUGAAAAUAACCAGAAUAAAAUCCCAGCCAUGGAUGGGCUAAGUGGGAACUGCCCAGCGAGCCACUGCAGGGAUUUAAUCACUCACCCGGUCUUGGGUCGUCAUUCCAGCACCAUUGGGACUCACCAGGGCUCUGUCUACCCGGAUAUACCUGCGCCAGAUGCCGCCCGGCAGUGCCCGGCUCCGCCAGCCUCGUCCAACGCUACCCUGGGCUAUGGCUAUCCCUUUGGAGGCAGCUACUACGGAUGCCGCUUGUCCCAUUCCCACAACGUGAACUUACAACAGAAGCCUUGCUCCUACCACCCCGCCGAAAAAUACCCCGAGCCCAGCGGCUCCCUCCCCAGCGAAGAACUAUCCUCAAGGGCCAAAGAGUUCGCUUUUUACCCGAGCUUUGCCAGCUCCUACCAGGCAGUCCCUGGUUAUUUGGACGUAUCAGUGGUCCCAGGUAUCAGUGGGCACCCCGAGCCAAGGCACGACGCGCUGCUUCCCAUGGAAGGAUACCAGCACUGGGCUCUGUCCAAUGGUUGGGACGGGCAGGUCUAUUGCUCGAAAGAGCAGUCACAGUCGAGCCAUCUCUGGAAAUCGCCUUUCCCAGAUGUGGUCCCUCUCCAGCCCGAAGUGAGCAGCUACCGUAGGGGCCGAAAGAAACGAGUCCCCUACACUCAGCUGAAAGAAUUAGAAAAGGAGUACGCCGCCAGCAAGUUCAUUACCAAAGAGAAGCGGAGAAGGAUUUCGGCGACCACUAACCUUUCCGAACGCCAGGUUACCAUUUGGUUUCAGAACCGCCGGGUGAAAGAGAAGAAGGUGGUUAGCAAAUCUAAGACACCUCACCUCCACGCGACCUGACAAAAGAGAUCUUUCGGGGGGCAAGCGAAACACACACACACACACACACUCACGCAAAGGGGAGAGGUGGGGAAAGCAAAUGCAAAUAUUUAUCGGAGAAAUUUGUAUAAAUGAGAAAGCGCAUUCGAACUCUUUGCUAAUUAAUUUGAUUAUUUAAAAAAAAAACCGAGAAGGGAGCCAGAAGAAGAAUUAAUCGCCAUCUUUGGCUUAUUCUUUCUUUCCAUGUACUGCCGUCUUUAACUGUGAAUCCGGUCGUCCUUCUGAAACAUCCCCCCCCCUUUUUUAUAUAUUUUCCAGUGCCCACUGAAUGGGGGGGAGCGCGAGAGAAAGUCGUAUGUAGAUUUUGUGACCUUUGGGAUUCGGAGUGGUCUUUGAUAGCGCUGUCUUCCCACACACACACACCGUCUCCCCUUACCACCGAUCAAAGAUUCCCUCU
Messenger RNA from Gekko japonicus, 1402 nucleotides. It is a transcript of the gene HOXC13, whose product is annotated as homeobox C13. Gene Ontology annotation, biological process: regulation of transcription by RNA polymerase II. The record is from RefSeq and is a predicted model, not a curated record. Lineage: Eukaryota; Metazoa; Chordata; Lepidosauria; Squamata; Gekkonidae. Gene Ontology annotation, molecular function: DNA-binding transcription factor activity, RNA polymerase II-specific; RNA polymerase II cis-regulatory region sequence-specific DNA binding.